GUGCAGUAUGACGUGAAGAGCACGGUGUACCUUCCUGAGAAAUCAUCAGUGUUGUCCUCAGAGAGCACAGAGCGAUCAGAAAACAAGUUUGGCAAAGCACAGUGCCAAACGUACACUCAGCUACUGUUGAGGAGAGAAACCACCCUUGAGUUUGGUGUGAAGGGACAGCAGAGCACACACAUGCCAAGAAGAAUUAAACUGUAAACUGAAUGGCAAGUUUUGAAAGCACUGAAGAGAUGCAAGAAAUGGAUCAGAGAAAUGGAACACCACAAGAACAAUUGUCUAACGUCAGAAAACAAGCUGUUGGAUGUGUUGAGAUAUUCCGCUUUGCUGAUGGGCUGGACAUCACCCUCAUGAUCCUGGGGGCACUCGCAUCAUUGGUCAACGGGGCCUGUCUUCCUCUGAUGUCGCUGGUUUUAGGAGAAGUGAGUGAUCACCUUGUUAGUGGAUGUCUAGUCCAAACCAAUGCAACAAAUUAUCAGAACUGUACUAAGUCUCAAGAGAAGCUGAAUGAAGAUAUGAUUGUGUUGACGCUGUAUUAUGUUGGCAUAGGAGGCUCUGCCUUGAUUUUUGGCUACAUGCAGAUUUCCUUUUGGGUUAUGACAGCAGCACGACAGACCAAGAGAAUUCGCCAGCAGUUCUUUCACUCCAUUCUGGCACAAGACAUCAGCUGGUUUGAUGGCUGUGACAUCGGCGAAUUGAACACUCGCAUAACAGAGGACAUCAGCAAAAUCAGCGACGGUAUUGGAGACAAGCUUGCUCUACUGUUUCAAAACAUGUCUACUUUUUCCAUUGGCCUGGCGGUUGGCUUGGUGAAGGGCUGGAAGCUCACCCUGGUGACCCUGUCCACAUCGCCUCUCAUUAUGGCUUCUGCAGCAGCGUGUUCCAGGAUAGUCAUCUCACUGACCAGUAAGGAAUUAAAUGCCUAUUCCAAAGCUGGGGCUGUUGCAGAGGAAGUCUUGGCAUCAAUUCGAACCGUCAUAGCCUUUGGAGCCCAGGAGAAAGAGAUUCAAAGGUAUACAAACAAUCUAAGAGACGCAAAGGAUGUGGGCAUAAAAAAGGCCAUAGCUUCUAAACUGUCUCUUGGUGCUGUGUACUUCUUCAUGAAUGGAACCUACGGACUUGCCUUCUGGUAUGGAACUUCUCUGAUCCUUAGUGGAGAACCUGGUUACACCAUCGGGACUGUUCUUGCUGUGUUCUUUAGUGUGAUCCACAGCAGUUACUGCAUAGGAGCAGCAGCCCCCCACUUUGAAACUUUCACUGUAGCCCGAGGAGCAGCCUUUACCAUCUUCCAGCUUAUUGAUAAGAAACCCAGUAUAGAUAACUUUUCAACAACUGGAUAUAAACCUGAGUGUAUAGAAGGCACUGUGGAAUUUAAAAAUGUCUCUUUCAAUUAUCCAUCAAGACCAUCUGUCAAGGUUCUGAGAGGUCUGAAUCUCAAAAUUCGGUCUGGAGAGACGGUCGCCUUGGUUGGCCCCAGCGGCAGUGGGAAGAGCACAGCAGUCCAGCUUCUGCAGAGGCUGUACGAUCCCACUGAGGGCUCCGUCACAGUGGACGAGCGGGACCUGCGCGCCAUGAACGUGCGGUGCUACCGCGAGCACGUCGGGGUGGUCAGCCAAGAGCCUGUCCUGUUCGGGGCCACCAUCAGCGCCAACAUCAAGUAUGGACGAGACGACGUGACCGACGCGGAGAUGGAGACGGCCGCGAAGGCAGCCCACGCUUACGAUUUCAUAAUGGAGCUUCCUCACAAAUUUAAUACCUUGGUAGGGGAAAAAGGAGCUCAGCUGAGCGGAGGGCAGAAACAGAGAAUCGCGAUCGCCCGUGCUUUAGUUCGAAACCCCAAGAUUCUGAUCUUGGAUGAGGCCACGUCUGCUCUGGAUACAGAGAGUGAAGCCGUCGUUCAAGCUGCACUGGAGAAGGCGAGCAAAGGUCGGACUACAAUCGUGGUAGCUCACCGACUUUCCACUGUCCGAAGUGCAGAUCUGAUUGUGACCAUAAGGGAUGGGACAGUGGUGGAAAGCGGAACACACGCUGACCUCAUGGCAAAGCAAGGGCUAUACUACUCACUUGCCAUGUCACAGGAUAUUAAAAAAGCUGACGAGCAGCUGGAGUCAAGGCCGUGUUCUUUGGGCAGAAAUGCCAGCCCUGCUCCUCUGUGCUCGACACAUAGCAUCAAGCCAGAUGUUACCGAGAGCUCUGAGGACUCCACCCCUUAUAAACAGACAAGUCUUCCCGAAGUUUCUCUAUUAAAAAUUUUUAAAUUAAACAAAUCCGAAUGGCCUUUUGUGGUUCUGGGGACACUGGCUUCUGUUCUCAAUGGAACUGUUCAUCCCAUAUUUUCCAUCAUCUUUGCAAAAAUUAUAACUAUGUUUGAACAUGAUGACAAAACCGCACUGAAGCAUGAUGCAGAAAUUUAUUCCAUGAUAUUUGUCAUAUUGGGUCUCGUUUGCUUUGUCAGUUAUUUCAUGCAGGGAUUAUUUUAUGGCAGAGCAGGGGAGAAUUUGACCUUGAGAUUACGACACUUGGCAUUUAAAGCUAUGUUGCAUCAGGAUAUUGCCUGGUUUGAUGAUAAGGAAAACAGCACGGGAGCCUUGACAACAAUACUUGCCACAGACAUAGCUCAAAUUCAAGGAGCAAUCGGCUCAAGGAUUGGUGUCUUCACACAAAGUGUAACUAACAUGGGACUGUCAGUUACCAUUUCCUUCCUGUAUGGAUGGGAGAUGACACUCCUGACUUUGAGUAUUGCUCCAGUACUAGCUGUGACGGGAAUGAUUGAAACAGCCGCGAUGACUGGCUUUGCCAACAAGGAUAAGCAAGAACUGAAACGUGCUGGGAAGAUAGCAACGGAAGCGGUGGAGAACAUACGUACUAUCAUGUCAUUGACGAGAGAGAAAGCCUUUGAACAAAUGUAUGAGGAGACGCUUCUCACUCAACACAGAAACACCCUGAAGAAGGCACAGAUCAUAGGGAGCUGCUACGCAUUCAGCCACGCCUUUGUAUACUUUGCCUAUGCCGCAGGGUUUCGAUUUGGAGCCUAUCUAAUCCAAGUUGGACGAAUGACCCCAGAGGGCAUGUUCAUAGUCUUCACUGCAAUUGCCUAUGGCGCUAUGGUCAUUGGAGAAACACUUGUUUUGGCACCUGAAUAUUCCAAAGCCAAAUCUGGGGCUGCACAUCUGUUUGCCUUGUUGGAAAAUAAACCAACCAUAGACAGUUACAGUCAAGAAGGAAAGAAACCAGACACAUGUGAAGGGAACUUAGAGUUCCGGGAUGUGUCUUUCCUCUACCCCUGUCGCCCAGACGUCUCCAUCCUUCGUGGCUUGUCCCUCCGUGUCGAGAAAGGCAAGACAGUAGCAUUGGUGGGGAGUAGCGGCAGCGGGAAAAGCACUUCUGUUCAACUUCUGCAGAGAUUCUACGACCCUACGAGAGGACACGUGCUGCUGGAUGGCGUAGAUGCCAGAGAGCUGAACGUGCAGUGGCUCCGGUCCCAAAUAGGGAUCAUCUCCCAGGAGCCCGUGCUCUUCAAUCGCAGCAUAGCCGAGAACAUCGCCUAUGGCGAUCCCGGCCGCGCGGUGCCUUUGGAGGAGAUCAGAGAAGUCGCCCAGGCGGCCGACAUCCACUCUUUCAUUGAAGGCCUCCCUCAGAAAUACAACACACGCAUUGGGCGGAGAGGAACACAGCUUUCUGGAGGCCAGAGACAGAGAAUAGCCAUUGCAAGGGCUCUUCUCCGGAAACCAAAAGUUUUGCUGUUGGAUGAGGCCACUUCAGCCCUUGACAAUGAGAGUGAAAAGGUGGUCCAGCAUGCUCUCGAUAAAGCCAGGAGAGGCAGGACGUGCCUCGUGGUCGCACACAGACUCUCCACAAUACAGAACGCAGAUUCCAUCGUGGUUCUGCACAACGGAAAAAUAAAGGAACAGGGAACUCAUGGCGAGCUCCUGAGAAAUCGAGACAUCUACUACACAUUAGUCAAUGGGCAGUCAGUGCAGUGAUGGCGUGGAGCUACACAUAGUUUGCUCUUUGUGUAAUGCAAAGAAAGAGUUCUUAGUAAUUACUUGGCAUGCUUUGAUCUCUUUUAUUGCAUAUAUCAAUACCCACAAUCAUGCUACUCAGGUGCAGACACGUUCCGAUCACCCAUCACCUUCCCCUGGGAUUUUUAAAAAGGCAGCAAACGUCUCUGCUAAGCUUGUUGGGUGAGAUAAUGCCUUUAUUCCUCACAUGCUGAAAACGUUCUGGCUCCUACUUGCUUAUAAGCAGUUUUCUGCAAAUUGAAUCUGUUGACCAGUUCCCCAUCAACUUCUCCUAUCAAAUUGGAAAUGUGUCACAUUUGGGAGUGCCAUGUUGCUUUCCUCCAUGCUACACCGACUCUCUCUCAAGAAAUAUCCAUCAUUUCCCCCAAACUCCAUCCCAUCCCUCUGUUGGUGGGGAGGGAAGAUCACAGUGUGAAAUAACUGACAGAAAGCACUGAGUGAAGCGUUUCGCAUAUCCAUCCCCAAGUCCCAUUGUUCCAGCCUUAGGGUGUGCAGAGUGAAUCACAGAACUACCUGUGUAUGAACACUUACUUAAAAUGAGAAUUACUCCUAUUGCUUUCUGUAUUAUUACUUGAUCAAAAACUGUAUUUAAAUUUUAGAUAUACUUUAUUAUAUGUAUGACUUUAAAAUUCUAUUUAGAUAAUAAUAUUGGUAAGUUGAGUCAUAUUUUCCAUUUACUUAAACAUGCAAUGAACAUUUAGUGGUUUUAUCUUUAUUCUUAAUUGUAUUUUCUUUACUGACAACUAUAGUCAACCUCUGAAGGGUGUAGUCUACCAAUAAA
Molecule: messenger RNA, 4806 nt
Organism: Oryctolagus cuniculus (rabbit)
Lineage: Eukaryota; Metazoa; Chordata; Mammalia; Lagomorpha; Leporidae
Gene: ABCB5
Product: ATP binding cassette subfamily B member 5
Biological process (GO): oligopeptide export from mitochondrion
Cellular component (GO): mitochondrial inner membrane
Molecular function (GO): ABC-type oligopeptide transporter activity; ATP hydrolysis activity; ATP binding
Source: RefSeq, a predicted model, not a curated record